Periophthalmus magnuspinnatus is the source of this 3003-nucleotide messenger RNA. It is a transcript of the gene etaa1a, whose product is annotated as ETAA1 activator of ATR kinase a. The transcript has 7 exons. NCBI's taxonomy places the organism in Eukaryota, Metazoa, Chordata, Actinopteri, Gobiiformes, Gobiidae. The coding region runs from base 203 to 2677 and encodes 824 amino acids. The record is from RefSeq and is a predicted model, not a curated record.
GCCGGAACAAGACAAACUCUGACGUGACAAGAUGGCGGCGCGAAUUUCAAAUGUUUUUCACGAAGAUCUGAAAUAUUCACAAAAAUCUCUCUCAAAUCUCUCGAAAACCUCACCAAACAUCUCAAAAGUCUCUCCAAACUCCCCAAACCUCCUCCUCCGGCAGCAGCACACCGCGGACCUCAUCCCCCGAGAGCCGUGAGCCAUGAGCGGGACCAGACCCAGGACCAACCGCCUCCGCCGGAGCGUCAGACCGAGCCAAGCCGCCGAGAGGAGCCCCUCCGCCGGGGACGAGCCCGGGCAGACCCCGAGGACGCACGAGCAUCAGACUCCGGUCCGCUCCAGACUCAGCGCUGACUCCCCCCAAAACGAGUCCUUCAACGCUGACCUCCACCAGGACAUCGUCUGGGACACCACCUCCCCCUCCCCACACAGGCUCGGUAAACGUGGGCGCAGAGUUGGGCCAGUGACCAUCUCAGACAUUGUGAACCGCAUCGCUCCAGAGAGCGGUCGUCCUCGCAUCCUGGAGCCCACUCUGCAGCAGUGGAUUGGAGACAGCGCCACCAUCCCCUGCACCCCGGAACUACAGGCUCCCAAAGCCAAGAAAAAGUCCCCCAGGCCGAGGGGAGUGGACGAUCUGCUGAGACUGGCCAAACAGUUUGAUUUUAACAUGCUCCACGAGACCCACGAAUACCAGGACCCAGACUCGGACCCCACCCAGAACCCGGCCCAGAACACGGUCCAUCCACCAGACCCGAUCCAGAACCCGGCUCCGGACUGGGCCUCGGAUGAAGACCUGGACCUGCUGUUUGACGGGUCGACACAGGACGUCAGUGGAGUUUUCAGUCAGGACUUUCUGAUUCCAAACGUGACCCAAAACUGCCACUCGAGCCUUUUAAACGAUUUCCAAAGUAAAUCCACUGUGAGCCCUUCAGACACAAAACAUGUGCUCAGGAAAAGUCAACAAAGUUCAUCUAAUUUGGAAAAAGAACCGUUUUCUCCGAGACAUGAACCAAAUCCCACCAAGAAACUCUCCCAAAACUUCACAAAAAUGUCAAAUCACUGCACUCCAAAAUCGGAAAAACAACAUUCUAACAAAAUCUUCAAAUUCAAGUCUUUGACAAACAGCAAAUCCGAUGAGAUUUCACCCCAGAACGUGCGUCUCGUUCAGAAUUGUGACUUUGAUGACUGGGGAGAUGAUGAUUUGAUGGAGGAUUCGCUUCUGAUGGAAAUGACCCAGAAUCCGUUUGGUUUUUCAUCGCCAAAAUCCACAUCGACGCAGAGAAACUACGGGAAAACGGAUGGACCGAGGCAGACGUUUGCUCUGAAUCAUAAUUUUAGUAAAACGUCAGAAAAAACACUGUCAGAUUGUAACGUGGGAAAAACGGAAUCAACAGGAAAGUUUCAAUGGAAAAAUUCAAAUGUCAUUUACCUAAAGUCAAAUAAUUCAACAAUGCAACAAAAUGUGACUUCAAAAACUCUUCAGGAAAAUUCUGAUCUCAAUAUUAGUUCAAAAUGGACUGAUGCAAAACAGCCAGCGGGUUUUUCAACUUCACAGAACGACUGUAGCUCAAAACAUUCUCAGAAUUUGUCCAAGAAUUCUGCCCAAGUCUGUCAAAACAACAUGAAGUCAUUUAACACUUCUGAGAGCACUUCAACCGCAAAAAGAAGUGAUUCAGAAACAAGCCACAGUUCAGAGAAUAUGUGGAGAUGGACCGGGCCGACAGCAGAGCGCAGCCCACGUCAGGGUCCAACAGAUUUCAGCAAAACGUCUCACGGUUUCCAUAGCAACAGUACAAUAAAAAGUAACUCAAAUUCUGUCUUAAAAAAUGGACAAGACAUGAGAGAGACAGAGAGGACUCCCUCAAAUCCAGGUGGUGGGUUUGUGGACGAUGAUCUGGACUCCAUUUUCUCAUCUGACCCGAUUUGGGACAGUCCCAAAGACGAUGAUCUUCUGUGUGAACUGUGUGAGGUCGUGGAAAGCCAGAUACAAAAUGCAGCCAAUCAGAGCCAGAGGGCGGGGCAGACAGCCGAUCAGAGCCAGAGGGCGGGGCAGACAGCCGAUCAGAGCCAGAGGGCGGGGCAGACAGCCGAUCAGAGCCAGAGGGCGGGGCAGACAGCCGAUCAGAGCCAGAGGGCGGGGCAGACAGCCGAUCAGAGCCAGAGGGCGGGGCAGACAGCCGAUCAGAGCCAGAGGGCGGGGCAGACAGCCGAUCAGACGGAGAGGUUUGGACAGGAGAGUGAUCAAAUGCAGGAGGUGGGACAAUGGGUCAGUCAGGUGAACAGCACCAGACUGGGGACCAACCAGGUUCCUGGGUUUGGCUCAACAACCAAUCAGAUGCUGCGGAGAGCGCACGGCGGCACUCAGGAGGCUUUGGUUGACCAGAUGUCCAGUCAAAUCCCGCAGAUAAGACGGGGAGCCAAUCAGAAACAGAGAGCAGGACAGUGGACCAAUCAGACGCAGCGGACCGGACCAGAAGCCAAUCAGAUGUGGAGCAGGUCUGGAGUGCUGCAGCAGACCCAGAACUUCACCUUCAAGAGACCUGCCCCACUGCCCCUCUGUGGGCCACCAGGUGCGACUAAAUGUUCAGCUGCAGAGAUCGAGUUAAAGAAGCAACAGGCUCUGGAGCGGAGACGACAGCGUCUACAGGCCUCCAGCAACCGACCAAUCAGCAGCUAGCGCCGAGGAAACCAGCCAAUCAGCAGUCAGUGCAAAGAAAAUUGGCCAGUCAGCAGCCAGUACACGGGAAACUGACCAAUCAGCAACAUCUCAGAACUGAUGUGAGUUUGAGGAGGAAACUCGUGUACGAAUAAGUCGAGAUGUGUCGUUGGUGUUUUUAGGGGCAAACAUAGUUGACAAUAUAACUAAAUUUUACAAAACAAUAAAAGGUAACGCGGUGAUCUAAAUAUGUUAUGUGUUAGCAGCUGAUACUCCAGAGAAUUUACCCCAGAAAACCUUUGUGUCCUAAUCUCUAAAAUAACAAGUAAAUAAAUAAAAAGCUUUUC